Molecule: messenger RNA, 1398 nt
Organism: Cuscuta campestris
Lineage: Eukaryota; Viridiplantae; Streptophyta; Magnoliopsida; Solanales; Convolvulaceae
Source: the annotation of a GenBank genome assembly
CCUCGAGCAAAAGAUUUAUAGAAAUCGUUGAAGGGUUGGAACUCAAACAUGGCGGGGAAGAGGAAAUCCAGCGAGAUUGAUAAUGGCGAGAGGGUGACGACAUUGACCUCACCAAAAACAGAGACUAAGCAAAGCAACUAUUGUUUGAUGUCGAAGUUUACAUGGAAGAUCGAACACUUCUCGCGUUUGGAUGCUGAAAAGCCUUACUCAAGGACGUAUGAUGUUAAUGAGUACAAAUGGAGGUUGCUACUUUAUUCAAAAGGAAACGAUGGAGGUCAUUUGUCUCUGUACCUUGGUGUGGCUGACCCGUCUACUUUACCGAUUGAUUGGCGCAUACCUACAAAGUUCAGUCUUGCUCUUGUCAACCAGAUAGAUCCCAAGAAAACCAUCAAGAAAGAGACAAAACACACUUUCAAUGUUCACGAGAGUGAUUGGGGCUUCAAUUUGUUCGUCCCACUUCGUGAGUUUCAUGAUAAAGUCGGAGGCUUUCUUGUUAAUGAUAUGUGCUUGAUUGAAGCUGAGGUCUAUGUGCCUGAUCCUUCUCCAUGUGUGGCUAAUACUUCCCCUGCUCCCCCAGAUCAGGUUAUGGAUUCUUCUGUUGGUCUCGAUCCAGUAGAAUCUGUGUAUGCCAGGGUUCAGUCCGUUCUCAAAUCACUACCCAAGAAACCAUCAUCCAGCUUAGUAGUAUCUGAUGCUAUAUGUUCCCCUGAACUUCCUUCAAGUAAAGACCGUGCAGCUUCUGCAAAAGAAAUCUUUGACAAAUUGAUAUCAUACCCUUUAGACGAUUUGGCUGAUCCCAAGCAUGAGACUGCAAUGUCAGAGGCCCUCUCCAUACUGAACAACAAUCUUUCAUUGUUCAGCAAUGGAGAGGCCAAAGAAAUCACGGCUCUGAAAGCCACAUUUCCUCAGAUGAUGCUGGAAUGGAGAGAGUCUGUUAAAGUGAAGGGUGGGAGUGAUCAUCUCUGGACUGCUUUUGAGAAGACGAAAAGUUUGCUGGAGGAUCUUCUGAAGACUGAGGAUGGGAUAAGAGCUAAAUUGGAGGACCUGAGUAAGAAAGAAAUGGACUUGAAAGCUCAGAUGGAGGCUAUUGAAUGCGACCGGCGACACCUAAGGGAGGAAAGAGGGGAAGUGUCAAAGCUGACUAGGAAGGUGUGUUCUCUCGCCGAGGAGCAGGGCAGGAAAAUUGAAGGAAAAGAGACCGAGGUGGAGACCGCGAAGAAAAAAAUGGAGGAUUUGAAGUCACAGUGGGAUGCAACUAAACGUUGUCUCUCUUUGAGAAAGAAUGUGGGAUCUGCCCAGUAGUAGUAGUGGCUAGGUAACAUGAUGUGUGUGGUUUUGGACCAUGUUUUGUUGUUAGAACUUAGAAGGGUAUUUUUAAAGGUCAUUGUGUGUCUUUUG